AUCGUUAUGGACUUUAACUGUAUAUAAAUGAAAGAAUAAGUGGGGUACACAACACAAGCAUAAAAGUAGCAUUUCUGCGCCUAUAAUCAAUUUAACAAAGUCCCAACUCCAUGGCCACUUCAAGCUGCAACUUAUUUGCUACAAUUCUUUCCUUUUCCAUUGUCACCUCACUCUUCUGCAAAACUGCAGUUUCACAGUCAAUUAUCAAGUCACUACCUGGGUUCGAUGGAAAUCUCCCCUUCUUUCUUGAAACCGGGUAUAUUGGUGUGGGUAAGAUGGAAGAAGUGCAGCUAUUCUACUACUUCGUUGAGUCAGAAAGGAGCCCAGAAAAUGAUCCUCUAAUGCUUUGGCUCACUGGUGGUCCUGGUUGCUCUGCUUUUUCGGGUCUUGUUUAUGAAGUUGGUCCAUUAAAGUUCAAUUAUGUGGAUUCCAAACACAACAAACCUGUCUUUGAAUUGAACCCAUACUCAUGGACGAAGGUAGCCAAUAUAAUAUUUUUGGAUUCUCCUGUGGGUACUGGAUUUUCUUAUGCAAAAACUGGGGAAGCUUACCAUGUUAAUGAUACAAUAGCAGCUGCAGAAAUUUAUGAUUUUCUAAGGAAGUGGCUUGUGAGUAAUCCCCAAUUCCUUGCAAAUCAACUCUAUAUUGGUGGUGAUUCUUAUUCCGGCAUCAUUGUCCCCAUAGUUGUUCAAGAGAUUCUUAAUGGAAAGGAAAUGGGACUUCAGCCACCAAUGGAUCUCAGAGGAUAUCUGCUUGGCAAUCCACUAACAAAUUAUAGAAUUGACUUAAAUUCAAAAAUAUCUUUCGCUUACCGAUUAUCACUUCUGUCUAAAAAAAUAUAUGAGUCCUUCAAGAUAAAUUGCAAGGGUGAAUAUGCAUAUCCAGAUCCCAACAAUGCAUUAUGCAUGCAAGAUAUUCAAACUAUCAACGAGUGUAUUAAAAAAUUAGAUCCAGCACAAAUAUUGGAGCCUGAAUGUAGUAGAACUUUCUCUCCAAAUCCCAUGGCAUCAAGAUGGGACCCAACUGCUAUCUCUGACUAUUCCAUUGAUGAUGAUAUUCUGCUUUCACCUUCCCAAAUUCCUGAACGUUGGUGCCGGGAAUACAACUACCUAUAUUCCUACACUUGGGCAAAUGAUAAAAAUGUUCAAGAAGCCCUACGCAUUCGUGAGGGGACCAUAAAGGAAUGGGCAAGAUGCAAUUACAGUUUGUCCUAUUCGUACGGUGUCAUUAGCACCAUUGAUUAUCACAAAAACUUCACCAAGACAGGACUCCAAGCGUUGAUUUACAGUGGUGAUCAUGACAUGGCUAUUCCACAUGUGGGCACUGAAGAAUGGAUAGAAUCACUUAACUUGACAAUUGCCUCCGAUUGGCAACCAUGGCUGGUUGAUGGUCAAGUUGCAGGGUAUACGGUGGAGUAUUCAUAUGAUGAAUAUGCGUACCGUUUGACAUUUGCAACUGUAAAGGGAGGGGGUCACACUGCUCCAGAAUACAAGCCUAAGCAAUGUCUUGCCAUGGUUGACAGGUGGUUCGCUAUUUACCCUUUGUAGGGUCAUUUACGAACUAAUUAUCUAUCUAUAUUACAAGGCUUGUAAGGAUGAACAGUAGCAAUUGAAAUUGAUUUAGCUGUGUUGAUUUACUUUUUCACCCACUGCCUGGUUGUAAUAAAAUAGAUAACUUGAGCCAAUUAGGGAGUACUCAGGUAACAGCGUUUGUUUUUUGAAACGAGAGGUUCCAGUUCGAGUUUUUUCUUUCA
Molecule: messenger RNA, 1753 nt
Organism: Ricinus communis (castor bean)
Lineage: Eukaryota; Viridiplantae; Streptophyta; Magnoliopsida; Malpighiales; Euphorbiaceae
Product: serine carboxypeptidase-like 7
Exons: 14
Coding region: 111-1547 (478 amino acids)
Biological process (GO): proteolysis; secondary metabolic process
Molecular function (GO): acyltransferase activity, transferring groups other than amino-acyl groups; serine-type carboxypeptidase activity
Source: RefSeq, a predicted model, not a curated record